CGCUAAAGUUAAACGUUUUUACGACCGAGGAGAAAAAAUCCCAACAACGAGCUCUUUCCUCAAAAUCUGUUCAUGAAACAAGAAGCAAAACUGUGCAAGACUGUUUCAAAAGAUGUCGGAGACGAUUUGUUACUUUACGAUGAAAAAAACUAAUUGACGUGAUCAAGGACACACCCAUAGGUAGUGAGCAGCUCUACAGCAAAGAGUCAUUGACAAACUGACUAAGGGCACACCAGGGGAUUUCUUUAUAUUUUCUUUGAAAUGUGAUGUUCUUGGCCUAACUAAUGAGGACUAGUAUAUCUUUACAUCACACCGAAUCUUGACUGGUCUAUUAGCGAAGUGUAAUAAUCGCACACUUAGCAAUCUAAUCACUGAACAUCCGGGCAAUGUUUACAUCACAGCCAACAAAGAAUGAUUUCAUUUUGUUCCAUAUUAGCAGUGAUUGCUGGAUUGAAGCUCAUUUGUUCUGGUAACCUGCAGUACUUAUUGUUGUUCCACUAGUCAUUUGCUUAUAUCGAUCAUGACCUUUGCUGCUGUGUGAUACUGCGUAGCGUCGAAAGAAAGCGGAUACUUGUUCCCACUCUAGAAAUCCACAACCAAUUUGUUAUUUGUGUAGGCGUUUAAGAAUCGACAAUGAAGUUCUAUUUAUUGUUGCUCGUUUGUCAGCCUUGGUUCACAAGUUGCCUAGAAUCUGUUGUGGUAUCUACAGAUUAUGGCAAGCUUCGAGGUGUUUCACGAGACUUUGAUAAAUCCAUUGGUUUGGGGAAUGUAUCGAAAGUCAACAAAUUUCUUGGUGUGCCUUUUGCCGCCCCUCCGAUUGGUGAUUUACGCUUUCGUCCUCCAGUGAAGCCAGAGAAAUGGAAAGGCGUUCGCGAUGCGACAAAAUUUAAACCGUUGUGCUAUCAAGACCCAAGUUACAAUCUUAUGUUUUGGUCAAAGGAUGCCUCACUGCCGGAGCAAAGUGACGACUGUCUCUACCUGAACAUAUACACUCCAAAUACUAGUGCAAGGAUARUCUACCCUGUAAUGGUUUACAUUCAUGGCGGAGGSUACGAAGCAGGUUCUCCAGCUAUUACUCCUGGCGAUGUUGUACCAUUGUGGGAUGUUGUUCUCGUUACUAUCCAAUAUCGCCUCGGGCCUUUUGGAUUCUUAAGCACAGGGGAUUCAACUUCUCCUGGGAACUAUGGAAUGCUGGACCAAAUCGAAUCUCUAAAGUGGAUCAAGRAAAAUAUUCGAGUGUUUAAAGGAGAUCCAUCGAGGGUUACAAUAUUUGGAGAAAGUGCUGGAGGCGCGAGUGUUGGACUGCAUCUGCUGUCACCACUAUCAAAAGACCUUUUCCACAGCGCAAUUCCCAUCAGUGGAAGUGAUUUGUCUCCAUUUGCCGUGAAUACACAUAAGCAAGCAUUGAGAAUCACGUUGAAAACGGCCAGAAAAUUAUCUUGUCCAACUCAAAACAACGAAAAAUUAAUAAAAUGUAUGCGACAAAUAAAGGCAAGUGAAAUACACAAUUUGACGAAAACUGAUGCCAAUGUCUGGAGACCAGUUGUGGAUGGGAGUUUUUUGCAUGAUACACCCAAGAAUCUCAGGAAGGCUAAGAAGUUUCAUCCUUACCCGGUACUUGUCGGCGUAACGUCCGAUGAAGGGUCAUUUUUUCUCAGAAAUUCGAGUUACUAUGCACUCCCWGUGACACCYUUCCCGAAGGCAUCUUUCAACACGUACGACAUGUUUCUAAAUGCUUUCGAGCGGCCACACGAGCCCAUUGCAUUUUCACUAGCCCUCGAAGAAGCUUUAGCAUUCCAGUACACACCAUGGCCUGAUAGCARCAAUGAGGACAAACUUAGAAAGGGUUUGAUUGAUCUGAUAUCUGACUACAGUUUCACAGCUCCUGCACAUGCAGUACUUGAGCAUCAUUCCACAGUUGCUUCAGGAUACCUAUUUGUCUUUAGUUAUCAGUCCAAGCUAAGCGCCAAGCCUUCUUGGAAAGGCGCGGCACACAAAGAUGACACGCCCUAUGAAUUUGGCUUUCCCUUGAUGAAUUUGAAUAUCCUACAAGAUUACGAUGAGCAAGACAGAAAUGUCAGUCAAAUCAUCAUAACCCUUUUCACAAACUUCGCACGUACCCAUAAUCCAACUCCUCAGCCCUUAAGAGGCUGCGUUCUGCCUCGGUUCAGUGCUUUCCAUCACGCAUAUAUAAACAUCACUGCACAUCCAAGCAUCGAGUCUAACUUUCACCGUAGCAAUGUGGCUUUCUGGAAUAAAUAUUUCCCUAAACUUCGUAAGAAUUCCCAUUGUAAAUCACCCACAUCAACUCGUGGAUCUACCUCYGGCAGUUCUGUUGCUAGAAUUGCGUUUGGUCUGUUAUUGGUGUCAUUUUUUCUCGUAAACUCUUCAUUGUAAAUAAAAUGAAAAACUUUCUCACUAGCGACAGYCCUUUUUCUCGCUAACCGGCGAUUAUUUAUUUCGCUAGUUUUUACUCCAUCUCCGAAUUWGACAGAUGUAUUCGGGAAGCUUGUGUCAAAAUCAGAAAAAUCGGAUUCGAYAUAUGCUAAGCAAGCUUACGAGAAAAAUGAAAUGAUAUUGGUUUUCUUGUAAAUAACUUUGUAGAAAAAAAAAGCUUACAAUGUAAUAUUAUCAUUACUUAAAACAGUUUUUAAAACGAUUCCAUCAUCUCAUACGGUGAGGGAGAAGAGAUGGAGUCAAAGAGAAACAAAUAAUUUAUAUCUUUAUAUAAUUCAGUAUUGCAUUAUAUUGCCGAUUAUUCGAUAUUGCAAUUUGAAAAUUGAAUGCGUUUGACAAUGUAACCAACAUACAUGUAAUUCGAAUCAUCAUAAUGCCAUUUUCGCUUGGUACAAAACAAUUAAUAUUCCAUAUCUGUUAUUUGUGGAAUUCUUUUAACUAACGGCAUUCAAUAAAGGAAAAUGUUAAUUCAUACGCCAGAAUUCUUCAAAUUUUGGUUCUGCUGCAUUUAAAAAUUGAUUUGAUGUAUAUAUAAUUUGUUAUUAUAUUAUCUGUAUUUAUACAGUUUACACAUACAUAAUUAUAUCCUUAAUGUUUCAAUAACUACUGUAAAGUAAACUAAUAAAAGAGACCAUAGCCUCAAGCAUAUUUUUUUCAAUUUAUGCCUACAAUUUCCGCGAACAAUUCCCUAGAGGGGCAAAGGAUUUUAAAAAGAUAAAGGAGAMGAGAGAUACUUGUGUGUGGCUUCCUGUAGGGACGCGAUUGAUUCCAAAGAAUUUUGCUCUGUCUCCGGGCUUCCUGUGCCCUCUCUAGAACACAGGAAGCCCUAAGAAUACUAGGCUGCAAAAAGGGMGACUAUUUUUGGCCGAUCAUGCGAAGCAGAGUGCGUCAUUUCAUACCAUGUAAGGACACAUCAAGCUUUCAGUGCUUCCAAGACUAUGUAAUCAAUAUUUAACGUUAAUGGUUUUUU
Messenger RNA from Exaiptasia diaphana, 3427 nucleotides. Its product is annotated as neuroligin-2-like. The transcript is spliced from 2 exons. Bases 634 to 2397 code for a protein of 587 amino acids. Lineage: Eukaryota; Metazoa; Cnidaria; Anthozoa; Actiniaria; Aiptasiidae. The record is from RefSeq and is a predicted model, not a curated record.